AUGGCCAUGGGCCUCGAGUCUUUGGACCCUGCCUCUGCCAAGUCGGCCCUGGUUAUUUUUCCAGCACAGUCUGGCCCCAAGUGGCUCAAGGACUUUGAAGUCCUGGGGUCAGCCAGUCCUGAGCAUCCAACCACGUUGGGCAUCACUGUCCUCGCUGCACUCUUGGCCUGUGCCUCCAGCUGCGGGGUGCCCAGCUUCCCGCCCAGCCUAUCCGCCCAUGUGGUAGGAGGAGAGACUGCACAGCCCCACAGCUGGCCCUGGCAGGUAAGCCUGUGUGGGGCUGGGACUCCUCUGCCCAGCAACAACCGGAUCUACCGUGUGGCCCUGGGAAAGCACAACCUGGAGGUGGAAGAUGAGGAAGGAUCUUUGUUUGUGGGUGUGGACACCAUCUAUGUCCACGAGAACUGGAACUACGACCUGGCAGUCAACGACAUUGCCCUCAUCAAGCUUGCAGAGCACGUGGAGCUGAGUGACACCAUCCAGGUGGCCUGCCUGCCAGAGAAGGACUCCCUGCUCCCCAACGACUACCCCUGCUAUGUCACUGGCUGGGGCCGCCUCUGGACCAACGGCCCCAUUGCUGAUGAGCUGCAGCAGGGCCUGCAGCGUGUGGUGGAUCACGCCACGUGCUCCAGGAUUGACUGGUGGGGCUUCAUGGUGACGGAAAUCAUGGUGUGUGCUGGGGGCGAUGGCAUCAUCUCAGCCUGCAGUGGGGACUCCGGUGGUCCACUGAACUGCCAGCUGGAGAACGGCUCCUGGGAAGUGUUUGGUAUCGUCAGCUUUGGCUCCUCGCUGGGCUGCAACACCCGCAAGAAGCCGGUAGUCUACACCCGGGUGUCCGCCUACAUCGACUGGAUCAACGAGAAAAUGCAGCUGUGACCUGUUGCUGGGAGCGGCGACAGGGAGUCCCUGCAAGAGCAAUAAACUUCCUUCUCCCGGGGC
Messenger RNA from Mandrillus leucophaeus (drill), 939 nucleotides. It is a transcript of the gene CTRC, whose product is annotated as chymotrypsin C (caldecrin). NCBI's taxonomy places the organism in Eukaryota, Metazoa, Chordata, Mammalia, Primates, Cercopithecidae. Gene Ontology annotation, molecular function: serine-type endopeptidase activity. The record is from RefSeq and is a predicted model, not a curated record. Gene Ontology annotation, biological process: proteolysis. The coding region runs from base 1 to 876 and encodes 291 amino acids. The transcript is spliced from 9 exons.